Molecule: messenger RNA, 447 nt
Organism: Protopolystoma xenopodis
Lineage: Eukaryota; Metazoa; Platyhelminthes; Monogenea; Polystomatidea; Polystomatidae
Source: the annotation of a GenBank genome assembly
AUGAUAAUUUCCAGAGUCAGACUGUGGACUUGGUACAUUUCCAGACGUUUCGCCGGCAUCGUCAGUGAGUCUUGUCAUUCUCAGCAUAAAGCUACACCACGUCAAAGAGACAGGUUAAGUCAAUCCCUUGACCAACUUUCUGUCGAAACGGUUGUACCAUCACUCCUCGUUCUGACCUGGUCUGCUGUCCAUUUCAUGCCCUCUUGUCUCGCCCUCGUCCGAUCACAAGUUCCGACAUGUUCAUAUUCCACAAGAGGUGUGCCAUUUUGGCGAAUUCAGUGGCCUUGCUCCCCUCCCUUCCGAGUGGCUGAUCCGAUUCGAGCCUCCUGCCCGGAUCCGCCUCAUGGGCCCUGGGAUCCGUUUCUUAUCCUUCUGGUUGGCCGACUUCACUCGGUUCCAGCUCCACUCUACUUUUACUCCAUAAGCCAUUUCUUAAGCAUUCAGUAG